Pimephales promelas (fathead minnow) is the source of this 3058-nucleotide messenger RNA. The record is from RefSeq and is a predicted model, not a curated record. NCBI's taxonomy places the organism in Eukaryota, Metazoa, Chordata, Actinopteri, Cypriniformes, Leuciscidae.
AUGAAGAUCCAUGUGUGGACAAUUUACACAAAAAGGAGAAAGGCAAGAGGAGGAAGGCAAAAACCAUCAAGACCAGCUCAAGUCAAGAUCAGACUUCUCAGGAUGUUCCCUGUACCAGUGAGGCUGAUGUCCUCAGCGUUGCAGAGGAACCUGGUCAUGCUGAAGUCGAUGACGAGUGGAGCGAAGACGCCUUCCAGGACUUAGUGGGAGAUUUGUCGGAAUGGGGUGCCGACAUCCUCAACUCUUUGAGCUCUGUCUCGAUUGUUGACGUCCUCCAAGCUACGAUCUGUGCCACAUCUGACUAUAGAGUUCCAGUCCUAGAUGUGGCCUCCUAUAGAGCCAACGUCCGUCGAGUUCCUGUCCGAGAUGUGGCAGACUGGAGUGUGGACGUCCCCCAGGUCCCAGUCAGCACCACAUCAGCUCCAGGCUUGGAAAUGGCUGACUGUUGUGUUGAUGUCCCUCCAGUUCCAGUCUGUGCCACGUCAGACUGGGAAGAUGAUGUCCCCCAUGCCGGACCAACAGGGGACACUGUAUCUGAGAAUGAGAUUAUCUACGUCGGUUGCUGGAGCUAUGAAGUCGGCAGGAAGCUCGGUGAAGGUGGCUUUGGAAGUGUUUAUGCUGGGACUCGCUUGAAAGAUGGCCUUAAGGUGGCGCUGAAAUUCGCUGAUACCGUGGGUAUUGAGUGGAUCGACAUUGAGGAUAAUCCUGAACCCGUUCCACUGGAGAUCGGUCUGCUAAUUCUCGCCAACAAAGGCCCCAGGGUUCCCGAGAUCAUCCAGCUGCUGGACUGGGACGAAGAGCCAAAUCGUUACAUCAUGGUUCUAGAGUUCCCUACACCCUGUGAGAGCUUGAUCGAAUAUCUAGACCGGCACGACUACUACAUCGAAGAGAACGUGGCAAAGGUCAUUAUGCAUCAGGCAGCAGUUGCAGCUCAAACAUGCUGCCAACGUGGAGUGUUGCAUCGCGACAUCAAGCUGGAAAACCUCCUGAUCAACCCGGAUACCCUGGAUGUCAAAUUGAUUGACUUUGGAUGCGGCGAAAUCCUGACCGACGCGGGAUACACGUCCUUUGCUGGCACAGAAGAGUACUGCCCCCCUGAGUAUAACUUAUUCGGCUUGUAUCACGGGAAACCAGCGACGGUGUGGUCACUCGGGGUACUCAUGUUUACACUGGUGUGUGGGGAAUUUCCAACGUCAGAUGACUUGGAUAUGCUAAAUUACAACAUCUGGACAAGAGAUGGCGUAUCACAAGAAUGCUGCCAAUUACUUUGCUCUCUCCUGCAAAGACACCCAUCGAAGCGGCUUAAAUUGGAUGUUGUCUGUCUCCACAAGUGGUUUAAGUACUUCAUAUAUAGAUUUUAUGAAGAAAGAUCAGAAGACCUUCUACAGAAAGACUUGCCACCCGACUGGGGAGAUGAUGUUCCUCCAGUUCCAGUCUGUGCCACGUCAGACUGGGAAGAUGAUGUCCCCCAUGCCGGACCAACAGGGGACACUGUAUCUGAGAAUGAGAUUAUCUACGUCGGUUGCUGGAGCUAUGAAGUCGGCAGGAAGCUCGGUGAAGGUGGCUUUGGAAGCGUUUAUGCUGGGACUCGCUUGAAAGAUGGCCUUAAGGUGGCGCUGAAAUUCGCUGAUACCGUGGGUAUUGAGUGGAUCGACAUUGAGGAUAAUCCUGAACCCGUUCCACUGGAGAUCGGUCUGCUAAUUCUCGCCAACAAAGGCCCCAGGGUUCCCGAGAUCAUCCAGCUGCUGGACUGGGACGAAGAGCCAAAUCGUUACAUCAUGGUUCUAGAGUUCCCUACACCCUGUGAGAGCUUGAUCGAAUAUCUAGACCGGCACGACUACUACAUCGAAGAGAACGUGGCAAAGGUCAUUAUGCAUCAGGCAGCAGUUGCAGCUCAAACAUGCUGCCAACGUGGAGUGUUGCAUCGCGACAUCAAGCUGGAAAACCUCCUGAUCAACCCGGAUACCCUGGAUGUCAAAUUGAUUGACUUUGGAUGCGGCGAAAUCCUGACCGACGCGGGAUACACGUCCUUUGCUGGCACAGAAGAGUACUGCCCCCCUGAGUAUAACUUAUUCAGCUUCUAUCACGGGAAACCAGCGACGGUGUGGUCACUCGGGGUACUCAUGUUUACACUGGUGUGUGGGGAAUUUCCAACGUCAGAUGACUUGGAUAUGCUAAAUUACAACAUCUGGACAAGAGAUGGCGUAUCACAAGAAUGCUGCCAAUUACUUUGCUCUCUCCUGCAAAGACACCCAUCGAAGCGGCUUAAAUUGGAUGUUGUCUGUCUCCACAAGUGGUUUAAGUACUUCAUAUAUAGAUUUUAUGAAGAAAGAUCAGAAGACCUUCUACAGAAAGACUUGCCACCCGACUGGGGAGAUGAUGUUCCUCCAGUUCCAGUCUGUGCCACGUCAGACUGGGGAGAUGAUUGAUGUCCCCCAUGCCGGACCGACGGGACACUGUAUCUGAGAAUGAGAUUAUUUACGUCGGUUGCUGGAGCUAUGAAGUCGGCAGGAAGCUCGGUAAGAUGCUGAUCUACCUCAAAGUGUCAGGGAUCGGAAGACACAGACUGGAUGAUAGGAAUCGGUAGGCAGGCUGAAGAGGGAAUCCAGAGGAACGGGAACAGGACUGAAGAUGAACGAUCAGGUGAAGGACUGGAAUCAGGUAGGUAUCAGGCCAGUAGCGUAGUGGGAGUCUGAGGUCGGAUCUAUCGACGAGACCAGACAAUGAAGAAGUGAACGGGUGAGUCUUUUAUGGUGCUGGUGAAUGAGACGGGGAUUGAGUGCAGGUGGUGGUGACAGGUGAUGGGCUGCAUCCGAAACCGCAUACUUCCCUACUAAAUAGUAUGGGAAAAAGAGUAGGCGAGCGAAAAGUAUGUACGAAUCAUAAAUGAGUAGGCGAGAAUUAUCUAGGUGACGUACUAAUUAUCGCGAGAUUUGGACGUACGCACAUAGUGCGUCCGAAUAUGGCUACUUUCUAUACAAGUCAAACAAACAAAUCUAUAAAGUAACUAAACAUGUUAUAUUUCAUUUGUCCCUUAUUAGUGUUGAUAUAUCGAGGA